UUGAAAACACCUCUCUCCAUUUUGAUCCAUAAACAAACAAACAAACAAACAAACAAACAACCGCGUAACGCAAACGCGACCUGCUUGUGCUGCUGCUACACAAUUCAGGAUCAGCGAAAACCCGCUAGGGUUUCUUCCUUCUGCUAAUCUACCCAAAAUGGCUGAUCCUGAGUUGGAAGCAAUCAGACAGAGAAGGAUGCAGGAGCUCAUGGGUCGCCAGGGCGCGGGAAGUCAGCAGGACCCUGAACAGAAGGCGGCUCAGGAGGAUGCGAAAAGGGAGGCUGAUGAACGGAGGCAAAUGAUGCUUAGUCAGAUAUUGUCUGCUCAAGCGCGAGAGAGAAUUGCUCGAAUUGCUUUGGUGAAACCUGAGAAAGCCAGAGGUGUUGAAGAUGUUAUAUUAAGAGCUGCUCAAAUGGGUCAGAUAACAGAGAAGGUUUCUGAGGAAAGACUCAUAUCACUGUUGGAGCAGAUAAACAACCAAACAGCAAGACAGACAAAAGUAACCAUACAAAGGCGUCGAAAUGUUCUCGAGGAUGAUGAUUAACUUUGACACCAUCUCUUUAAAAUGAGUCUUCUGUGACUUCAUGCUUUAUCAUGUCUCUUGAAGUAUUUUAUAUGGGUUGUAUAUGUUAAUUUUCAAUUUUUGGUUGUCUUGCCAGGCCUCCAAAUUAAACUAGAAAGAUGUAUCAAUUUUCUGGCGUAUUCUUUUGUAAAACAUAUUCUAGCAUGUGGAUGACAUCUCAUAGAUUACAAGCUUUCAAUGUAUCCUGAAAUAUUUAUGUUGCAUGAAUGCUGAGUCAAUGAAAAUUGGUACCGGGUCAA
This is a messenger RNA of Lotus japonicus, 822 nucleotides long. RefSeq lists its product as uncharacterized. The transcript has 7 exons. The coding region runs from base 158 to 544 and encodes 128 amino acids. The record is from RefSeq and is a predicted model, not a curated record. Gene Ontology annotation, molecular function: DNA binding. Gene Ontology annotation, cellular component: cytosol; nucleus. Lineage: Eukaryota; Viridiplantae; Streptophyta; Magnoliopsida; Fabales; Fabaceae.